UCUCCUUCGUUCCUUCUGUAGCUAGCAUCAGCAAGCACACCUCCGGCUAUAAGAACGCCCAGAAAAAUGGCCGGCUUCGUGCACCGUCGCUAGUUAGGCUUCCACACUCUCUGACCGAGACCACAGCUUAGCUUAUUGUGAUCCACUUCCAGGCUCUUCACUCAUCUCAUCCUGUCGUCUGCGUGUUCCCGGAUGGAGGUAAGUGAAGCGGAGAAGAUGCGAGAGUGAUCGAGCUGUAGAAUUUGAUUGAUUUGCGGCUGCAUGCUCUAGUGGUCCGCGCGAGCUUUAUUUCCUCCUCUUCGGCGGCGGCUUAACGACGAUGGCUUCGACGCGCGUGCGGUGCGUGCAGGGCAGGGCGAGGCGGCGGCGCGUGCCGGCGUUCGGGGAGUGGAACUACAACUACCACAGCGGCGAGCUGGCCACGCCGCCCGCCGUGCCGGCCGUCGAGUGGUGCGCGGAGGCGGAGCUGGAGGCCAGCAGCGACGUCUGGUUCAAGUACUCGCCGCCGCCGCGGAGGCCGCCGCCGCCCAGCGGCAGGAGGAAGGUCCGGAGGCCGGCGACGGAGGAGAUGGACGGCAGGUCCUACGGCGGCGGCGGCGGCAAGCGGGGGCUUCGGCAUCAUCGAGCGCCGACGACGUCCGCGUCGUCCGACACCGUGGCACCGCCGUCGGUGGCGCACAGGCCGGCCGGCAAGGGUACGGCCGGCGCCGGCGCUGCCAGGGCGCGGGUGGUGCGGCCCGUCGACGCGGACCUGUACCAGAUGCCCCCGCCGGAGUUCCUCCCCGGCGACGACGAGCCAAGAAGAAGGGUGCGGGAGGAGAAGAGGAAGAAGAAGGCGUCGAGGAGGAGCCUGUGGACGGGUUGCUUCGGCUUCAAUUGCGUGCCUGCUGAAUAAAAAAAUAGUUCCUUGCUGUGCUCAUAUAUUUAUUUUUGGAGGCUCACUGUAUCUAGUUUAAGGUUGUUCAGAUUGUGCAAUUAUAGAUUUCUUUAUGUACUUGUACUGGAGAGUACUGUGCAAUGCCAAUGUGGCCCCACUCCUCCGUAAAUUUGUUUUGACCAA
Messenger RNA from Panicum virgatum (switchgrass), 1060 nucleotides. RefSeq lists its product as uncharacterized. The transcript is spliced from 2 exons. NCBI's taxonomy places the organism in Eukaryota, Viridiplantae, Streptophyta, Magnoliopsida, Poales, Poaceae. The record is from RefSeq and is a predicted model, not a curated record. The coding region runs from base 320 to 895 and encodes 191 amino acids.